This is a messenger RNA of Seminavis robusta, 558 nucleotides long. Lineage: Eukaryota; Bacillariophyta; Bacillariophyceae; Naviculales; Naviculaceae. The record is from the annotation of a GenBank genome assembly.
AUGAAGAACGAGAAGUUCGACAUUGUAUCUGUCCUCAGAGGGCAGACACGAAUCCCCGUGGAUAAGGACGAGCUCCUCAAAAUUGGCAACAAGAAGGAAGAUUGGAUCAAACACGUCGACUUUAUUGCCGAGAAGUUUGACAUUAUGGAAUGGUGGGAGGACACCGGCAAAGAAGAAUUCCCACUGCUGUAUCCUAUUGCAUGCAUCGUCCUUGCCUUGCCCGAAAGUAAUGGGGAUCAGGAAAGAACUUUCAGUGGCGCCACGUGGAUGGAUGGAAAGCUCAACUCCAAGCAAACAGACAUCACGUUUCAGAUGAAGGUUCUCACCUACAAGAAUCGUGCCUUCCUCCGCCAACACCGUCACCUUGUGAGCGUUGCAAGGAAGCGGGUGGCCGAGAACCGCACAAAGAGACUCCUCAGAGAACAUGUGAAGAAAUUGAGCCGUGCAGAGGAGGAGGGCAAGGAGCCUGAAGAUAUCACCCAGGAAAUGCUGGACGAGUUGGAGCAUUACGCCAAUGAAGAUGCUGCUAAUGCAGCCUUCAUUGAUGCCAAUGCAUAA